This is a messenger RNA of Penicillium verrucosum, 180 nucleotides long. RefSeq lists its product as uncharacterized. The record is from RefSeq and is a predicted model, not a curated record. NCBI's taxonomy places the organism in Eukaryota, Fungi, Ascomycota, Eurotiomycetes, Eurotiales, Aspergillaceae. The transcript has a single exon. Bases 1 to 180 code for a protein of 59 amino acids.
AUGCCGCAGGAGAAGCCCGGUUUCUGCCCUGCGCCCACCAUUACCCUGGUCCUGCUUUUCCGCCAGGACGAGAGUUGGGCGUGGGGCUGCCAAGAGGAGGCUUGCUUGCAGCGGCGGUCGCUGCUCCAUCAACGUGGCACCGGGAUCACAGCAGCUGCAUCGCAGUGUCGCAGCAUCUAA